Molecule: messenger RNA, 1758 nt
Organism: Sebastes umbrosus (honeycomb rockfish)
Lineage: Eukaryota; Metazoa; Chordata; Actinopteri; Perciformes; Sebastidae
Gene: c24h7orf57
Product: chromosome 24 C7orf57 homolog
Exons: 8
Coding region: 155-835 (226 amino acids)
Source: RefSeq, a predicted model, not a curated record
CCGGAAGUCGCCAGCAGGUGCCACCGGAAAGAGUGUUCGGGUCCGCAGUAUAAGAGGUUGGAAGCUAACGGGCGUUUUAAUAAUUACAACAAACUGCUCCAUUACAACGAAAGAGAAAGAACUUAUAAUACUAUAAAGUACUCCCUUUGGUAAAAUGUCUUCUGCUGAAAUGAGUGCUGCUGUCCCCAACCAUCGAAGGACCAAGCCCGGUGGUAUAAAGACCGUGGUUGUGCCCAGCGGCGCGACUGGACCGACUGGACCGACCUCCCAGAUCCCCGGUCUGUCCCAGACUGCUGAUGAAACCUCUCCGGUGGAGUGGACCAGCGGGAGGCGAGUUGGGAUCGUAGAGUCGGACUCGGAGUAUGUCAAGCUGGCAAAGGGAGGCGGCCACAAAGGGCUGUUGAGUCAUGAUGCUGAUGAUGAUGACCAACCUAAGAUGGCUUACAGCCCAACCAACUGGUUCGGAAAUGAUGAGUCAAAGAGCGGAAGCAAAGCAACGUCUCCCGACAGCGAGAUGAAGGGAACCAGGCGGCCUAUGGCUGCACCGUUUGGCACCGAUAACGGUUCGUCCUGGGAAAAAGACGAUAGAUUUUCUCCCGAUAAAGAGAAGAUGUCUCCUGAUGGAGUUGCCAAUGAGAUGGAGGGUCUGUCCAUGACCAACAAAUACAAGAGAACGUCUCAUGAGAAGAAUGCGACCCCGGUCAGCAUGACCAAGCUGCUGAGUCAUGGCUAUGUUGGGGACAAGAAGAAGUCUCCUAAUGAUGACGACGCCUCAAGUGUGACGUCAGAUCAGACCAGCACCAUCAUGACGGAGGACGUGGACGAGCUGGAGUAGUGCAUACAGGUCUCGAGGGGAAAAGGGGGUCGUCCUAACACUGGUUCAUGGUUUCCACAAAAAUCCCCUCUCGGAUUCACUCGCAUUUAUUGUACAUCCACUGACUGUUAGGUUUUGUACUCAUGUUUAUGCAAAGGUACGGUCCUCUCUAUUUAUUUGCUCUAAUUUGUACACAGAUUAUGUUGAGUAGACGUGUCGGCGCUCGCCGUGUUUUUUCAGUAUUUCUCGAUUUGAAAGACGAGUUGUGCACAGGGAAGGAAACUAAUUUUGGGUCCACAGAGGCUGUUUGAAGGAAAAUAUCACAACUGUUUCACCAGCCAAAGCUUGAAUUGAGCUUUUGUUGACUGGAGGCUGGUGUUAGUUUCCCUCCCUGGUUGUAUGAAGAUCGAGUUAGUGAAUUUAAAAAAGUGUUUGUGCUAAUGAAAUGUGGUUCCAGUGACGUGAAAUAUUAUUUGUUUCGAUCAAGGGCUCCUGCUCUCUGAUGGGAUGCUAGAGGUUUGUGUGUUUACGGCUGCGAUCGUUCGUUGAGACGGCCGCCCCGCAACUGUGACCACAUGCCAAAGUGGUUGGUUAAAAAGGGCCAAAGAUGAUUUCUUUUAAGUUGCUGCUCUGCAAAAGGUUGCCCUUUUCCAUGAUCAUGUUGUGUUUGAGUCCCUAAAAUCAAGAAAAAUGCAUCGUUUUACUGUGCAAGCUGCCAAUAAGCAGAAUAAAAGCCUCAUAUUAAAACACUAAAUUAACUCAAAUGAUGUUUACAAGUCUCCAGGUGCUGCUAGAUCAAUUUUAUCAUCACUGUUUAUUAGGAAGCUCCAAAUGUGUCAGAAGCUCGCUAAGUAUAUAACUAAAUUGGGUCCAUUCUGCAUGUUAAAGCCCUUCAGUGUUGUGUCAUUCAGCCUAUUAAACCCCAAACACUCAUGCAACAACAG